Chenopodium quinoa (quinoa) is the source of this 598-nucleotide messenger RNA. RefSeq names its product 40S ribosomal protein S28-2. Gene Ontology annotation, biological process: maturation of SSU-rRNA; translation; ribosomal small subunit assembly. The transcript has 2 exons. The coding region runs from base 142 to 339 and encodes 65 amino acids. NCBI's taxonomy places the organism in Eukaryota, Viridiplantae, Streptophyta, Magnoliopsida, Caryophyllales, Amaranthaceae. The record is from RefSeq and is a predicted model, not a curated record. Gene Ontology annotation, molecular function: structural constituent of ribosome. Gene Ontology annotation, cellular component: ribosome; cytosolic small ribosomal subunit.
GGCCCCUGACCCAAAGAACAUGUCUCGUAUGUAUAAAAGUGUAAACUCCUAAACCCUAACCCUCUCUUCUUCUUUAGACCCUCCUCCUUCAAGCGCCGUUUCUCUCACCAGUUCCUCUCUAAUUUUCUCUUUUAAAUCAGAAUGGAGUCUCAGAUUAAGCAUGCUGUUGUUGUGAAGUGCAUGGGCCGCACAGGAUCAAGGGGGCAGGUGACUCAGGUCAGAGUAAAGUUCAUCGAUGACCAAAACCGUUUCAUCAUGAGGAAUGUUAAGGGACCUGUCAGAGAGGGUGACAUUCUCACCCUCCUUGAGUCUGAGAGAGAAGCAAGAAGACUUCGUUGAAGUACUUACUCUCUUUCCUGCGGCUAUAUUUCAGUUUUGGCUUCUAAGGUCGGGGCCUUUAUAAGUUUUACUAUGUGAGAUUUUGUUUUAUGUUUAAUUGAAUCGAAAGACAGUAUUUUUGGAUUGUUCAUAUUAGUAUGAAGUUUGGGCUACAAGACUGUUAUUUUUUGCAUGAAAAACAUACUCUGGCAGUAAACAUUUAUCCUAAAACAGAAUUAUGUUUGUGUGGAAUGACUAGUUUGAUUUCGUUUGUGGUUGA